Messenger RNA from Aureococcus anophagefferens, 2964 nucleotides. RefSeq lists its product as hypothetical. Lineage: Eukaryota; Pelagophyceae; Pelagomonadales; Pelagomonadaceae. The transcript is spliced from 4 exons. The record is from RefSeq and is a predicted model, not a curated record. The coding region runs from base 1 to 2964 and encodes 987 amino acids.
AUGGCGGAGCGGCGCUCGACGCUCCUCGCGGGCACCGCCCGUGGCGACCAGCGCCCGGCGGCGGCGGCGGCGACGUCGACGUCCGUCGCGACCAGGACCCCCGCGGGGGGCGACUUCGCCGGCGACUACUCCGUCAUGCUCGGCGGCUUCGAGGACUACUUCGAGGCGCCGCUCUCUGAGCGGAGCAACGCGGCGACGUGCUGCGGGGUGGAGCACGAGUUCGAGGCGCCGCUCUCCUACAACUUCCCUCACGACCUCCGCUCCGUCGUGCCCGGCCUCAACUUCUACUACGAUGCGAGGACGGACUGCGUCCGGUCGACGAAGUGCGAGCUCAUCGUCUUCGGCGACGACGUGAGCUGCGGCGCGUGCAUCGGCGUCCCAAACGAGGGCGAGUACCUGGAACACGCCGAGGUGCGCGCGCGGAUCGUCGACCUCGGCGCCUCCAAUAUCAGCAAGGUCUACCUGACGAACGCGCAGAAGGACCAGGGGCAGCGCCGCUUCUACGAGCGGUCCGAGCGUCUCCGGCUGGCCCUACUCGGACGCGAUCGACGUCUCGCGACGGCCAUGCGCAAGCUCGACACCUACAAGCAGCUGAUGGUGCUGAUCGCGACGAACAAGCUCUCAAGGGUGCGCGAGCUCUUCGCGCUCCAGCUGCGGCGCGGCGCGUCGCCGCACGCCAUGAUCGACGUCUUCAAGAAGGCCGCCUCGGGCUUGUACCGGCCCAAGCAGUACGACGACGAGCAGAUCGCGGAGACGGUCCUGGCCUGGCGCCUCGGCGCCCACAGCCUCGUCUACGCCCUGAACCACUCGAACUCUGCCGGCCUCGCGUCGCUGUCUACGGCGAAACGCCGCGGCAAGAUAGACGCGUUCUACGCCUGCGUGGAGGACGUGAGCCACGGCGUCGACGAGUCGCUCCUGCGGAUCCGGCUCAACCUCGAGCCGUUUUACGCGUCGUCGAAGUCGUCGGCCGUGAUCAAGAGCGACGCGUUCUGCGACAAGAGCUCCAAGAUGACCUGCUCCAUCGUCAAGCCCAAGCUCGCCGGCGAUGCCCUGGUCUGGUACCACGGCGUGGACCUCGCCGAGCGGCUCAAGGACGUCUCCACGGCGGGCGCGAUCACGUUCAACCCUGGGAUCGUGGCGGAAGACGCGGCCGCCGCGGACGAGCCGCGGGACCUGAAGCUCAAGCUCUCGAUCGGCGUGGCGGAGCUCGAGACGCUGCUCCACGUCCAGUACCAGGCCCGCGGCGACAUCGACAUGCCGACGCCCAAGUCGCGCGUCGUGCCGUACCUCGACGCCGACGACGUGCCGCUCUUCGUCGCGGCCGGGUCCCAGCAGGCGGCCACGUCCAUCGGCACGCACCAGGACUCCAAGAAGGACGAGAAGAUCGUGUGCGGCGUCGCCGGCUGCAACCAGGUCUUCACGCGCGGGAAGAUGCUCCAGCACGCGGGCUACCACAUCAUGGUGAAGGACGACGUCGGCCACGAGAUGCCGUGCGGCCUGUGCGCGGCGCGGCCCCAGGCCCAGCACGUCGUCGACGACGAGGCCUGCCCCGGUUGUCCGGCCUGGCUCGAGAAGAAGAAGAGGACCCUGAAGCCGUACGUGAAGUGCAAGGUCGUGGGCAAGAUCGCGUACCAACAAAGCGCGAAGACGAGCAAAUGCACGUGGAACGCGCCCUGCACGAACCACCUCAUCGAGUGCCCGGAGUGCAAGAGGAAUAAGACGGCGACGAAGCAGUUCUUCUGGAAGUACAAGUGCAUGCGGGCGCACUGGCGCCGCGUGCACCCGACGAUCUCGAUGCCGGCGGACCUCGUCAAGGAGCUCCAGCUCGACCCGCUGGAGUGCCAGUGGCUGAAGACGUUCGCCACGUCGUCGCUCCAAGGCGGCCAGGCGCGGAAGCGGGCGCUCGGGGCCAGGGACGCGGACGCGGACGCGGGCGACAAAGCGCGACGCCAAGCGACGACGACGAUGAUGGGUGCCGCAGCCCGCCACCACGUCCUCUGCUGCGCGGCGAGCACGGCCCUGGGCCACGGGCUCAACCGGUGCUGCGAGACGCUGGGCCCGCGGCGCUGGAUGCGAGACGUCAUGGGCACGCCGUGGUACUCCUGGCGGGUGGGCAGCCUCCACCAGACUUUCGUCUUCCCGCCGCUCCUGCUGCUGUCCCUGCGCGCCUGGUUCGCGACGCACGACGGCGCGCUCAGCGACUGGCUCCACAGCUCCUGGGCGUCCAACGGGGGCUCGCCGGCGCACGCGGCCUUCCACUACGCGUUCUUCGGGUAUUUGAUGAAGGACAUGUUCGUGAAGAUGUCGUCCGUGUUCUACGCGCACCACGUGCUGUGCCUCGUGCUCACGGUCAUGUCCAUCGCCGAGGUGCCGAACCCCUGCUCGGCGGUCUUCGCGCUCAUGGUCACGAACCUCGAGGCCGGCAGCAUGGCGCUGAGCGUGCACCGCCAGUUCCCGGCGAGCGCGGCGACGUCCUGGUUCUCGCUCGUCGUCAUGACGUUCAGCAACGUCUUCGGCGCAUCCUUUGCGAUUUGGUACGGCCUCUACUUCCGCUUCGGGUCGCUCGCCGGCCGCUGGAGCCUCACGGUCAUCGGCGUCGUGUUGAUGUACAUGCGCCAGGAGGUGGAACUGAAGCGGUGGCACGAGGUCCACGCGAAGGCGCGCGAGAAAAAAAAGGAGAAGAUCUGGAACGUCGCUUCGAGCUUGAUCGGUCUGCUGAUACUCGCCGAGGUCGCGGUGGUGAUUUUCGGUGCUGUGAUGACGGUCAUGUAUUUCACGAAGCCCAGCGGCUGCCCGGACGCGGUGCUGAGCAUGGCCGGCGUGUCCUACUACUCGUACCUCGCGCUCAUGUGCGGCCUGAUCCUCGCGACCGUGCUCAAGGGGGCGAUCAAGGACCUCCUCGAGGACCGCAGGCGGGCGCGGGCCGCGGCGAGCGCGGGCGAGGUGGUGCUGCGGGAGAAGUAA